Molecule: messenger RNA, 5535 nt
Organism: Closterium sp. Naga37s-1
Lineage: Eukaryota; Viridiplantae; Streptophyta; Zygnematophyceae; Desmidiales; Closteriaceae
Source: the annotation of a GenBank genome assembly
AUGAGAAGAAGUGGAGGCACGGGGAGGUACGAGGAGACGGCCGCGGCGGAAGGAACGGCAGAUGACGGAGAGCGGUACAAGGCGUGCGACUGCGCGCGCUGGCCGGUCGCGCUGGCGCGUGCCCUGUCUCUGGACGGCGCCGUCAUGCGUCGGCGACUUCCUGGAGACGAGCGGAGGUGUCGGUGGGGAGCGAGACGAGUGGACGUGGGAGAGUGCCAUCGCCGUGCAUGCAGAACGCUUCCCCGUCGCCCAGUCGCGGCCCACGUCAGAUGGGCGCGACGGUGUGUGGCGGCGUGGGAGAGCUGGAAAGCGCUCGACUGCGCGGGGAGCGUGGGUUCGAGUGAGCGGCGCGCACUGAAGGAAGUGUCACGCCCUUCGCGCGUUACUUGCACUGCCCCGUUCCCACUCCUGCUACUACCAGCGCUUCUGGCGCUGCUGUCUCUGACGCCCGCGCUCGCAGCCCCGCUUGACGGCGUGCGGACGGGCAUGCUUGAGCAAACGGAAGCGGGGUGGAGCACGCGGUCCCAUUGGGAGAGGUGGCGGCACGUUCAACUUGAAGGAGGGGCGGUGGCGCAUGCUGCGGGAGAGCGCAGGCGUGUGUACGUGCUGCCCGCGGAGUCCAACACACCCCGACCACACGCCGCGGCGCCGUACCGUCAGCUCGUGACAGCGGCUCCCCCAGCCCUUGCGCCCGCAGCCCCCCCGGUCUACGGCAGCGCCGCAGCCCCCAGUACCGGCGGCAGGGGUGCGGCCGGGGGUGAAGCCUCAGGGGCAGCAGUGGCGGCGGCGAUUCCGGACGACAGGGCGAGCGUGCUGCCGUGCCCCAUGGUCACCAGCACCACGCAGGAGGGAACCGACGAUAACAGCGCGGGCGGUGGCGGUGGCGGUGGCGGUGGCGGUGGCGGUGGCGGUGGCGGUGGCGGUGGCGGGCUUGGCGGCGUGUUGAGUCUGCUGAGAGUGGUGCAGGCGGGCGAUGGCGGAGCGGACGAGGGGGACGAGGCGGCAGGGCAGCGCGGCAGCCUAUGGCGGGUGGACCCCAUGGACGGGUUCAGGCGGUACGGAGGGCCGUACAACGUCACCAACGUGCACUACUGGGCGUCCGCAGCGUUCACUGGGUGGUGGGCGGCAGCAGUUGGCGUUAUCCUGUGCCUGCUCGGGAUUGUGCUGCUCGUUCUCGUGCUCUGCCUCCGCCGCCCACUGGGCUGCUACCAAGUGCCAACCCUAAGGAAGGGUGCAAGGGCACGUGUAGCAGCGGCAGCAUCAGCAGAUGGACGGGAGGGCCCUGUGGGGGCAGAGAGGUUUCCAGAAAGAGGAGUGGAAAGGGGGCAAUUGACUGGAGGGUGGGCUAGCAGAGGCGAGCGCUCAGCGGUGGCAUCUGCUGCAGCUGGUGGGGCACGCACCGCGGAGGCGAGGGCUGGGGGGCUGGAGGCAUGCGUGCAGGGACACAAACCCAUGUCACCUGCCUCGGGUCCUCAGUGGGCCCAUGUUGACAUGUGCACUCCCCCCACCGCAGCAUCGCCCGUGGCAACACGGGUGAGUGCACCAGACAUGGGCGGCAGUCUCGCCAUCACCAGAUCCGCCUCCUCCUCGCUCUCCUCCUUCUCCUCCUUCUCCUCCCCUCGCACCUCCUCCGCUUCCUCAGCCACCCGCCCCUCCGUCUCCUCCUCCGUCUCCUCCUCCUCAUCUGCUUCUUCCUCUGCGCCUUUCCUGUCUCUAUCCACUGCUGCUUCUGCUCCAAUCGGCCUUCGCCACGUGGCAUCUGAGCUGUCAGUCCCGUGGGAAGGGGAGGAGUGUCAGGCAUGGGGGCACGAGGAGAAGCAGACUUGUCAACGGGGGCCGGAGGAGGGGGUUAGCAAUACGAGCGGCAGCGGCAUUGUGGCAAUGGCACGAGGGGUAACAGGGGCAAGUCAAGGAGAAGGAGGGGUGGUUGCAGAGGGAAGCGAGAAGAGGGGAUGGGGGCGAGCGGUGCGAGUGGGGUGGCAGGUGGUGCGGUGGGUGCUGCUGGCUGCCAGCCUGCUGUUGGCCAUUGCGGCGGUGGGAGUGUCGCUGUACGCGUGUGCAUCGUUCCGCCCCAUAGCGCAGCACACGAGGGACACGGUCACCACCAGCAUCGCUGCCGCCAUCACCAAGCUGGACUACAUGUCGGACACGCUGACAGCAGCCUACGCGGUCUUCAACCGCACGCUCUCCGACCCCUCGCUGCUGCUGCCCGCUCAGCCACCACCAGCGCAGGUGCAGGCACAGCAGAAACAGGAGCAGCAGGGCUGGGCGUGGGCAUCACCCGAGAGUGGCAGCGGUGGUUCCGGGAGCAGCGUGCAGGGAGGCAACGCAGGCGGUGCAGGCAGCAGCGGCAGCAGCAGCAGCAGCAGCAGCAGCAGCAGCAGCAGAGGAAGUGGUGUGAUGAGCAGCAGCAAUGGUCCGUGUGGUAGCAGUAGCGGUGGCAAUGGCACAGCAGGGGGGUCGCAGCAAGGCUGGGGGAACACAGUGGGGCGAGUGGGGGCCGAGGGCAGCGGGAACGGCAGCGGGAACGGCAGCAUGGAUGCGGCGUCGAUCCUGGUGUUUGCUCGGCGCGCUCUGGUGUCCGUGCACACACUGCAGCGCCAGGCGCACGAGCUGGAGGGCACGGUGGACCGCGUGGCACACAGCGCCCUCUCCAUCACCAACACCACUCUCAUAUCGCUCAUGGUUGCUUCCUGCCUCCUGCUGCUGCUCUCCGUUAUCUCCGCUCUUGUGUCGUGCAGUGGCAGGCGGCAGUACCUGGCGGUGCACCUCCUGAGCAUGGGCGUGCUGCUCGCGCUGCUGCUGUGCGCGUGGCUCCUCGCGGCCGUCUUCUCCUCUGCGCGCCUCAUGCUGCGCGACUCCUGCGCCGAGAUGGCUCUCUACGCCGCCACCCCCGCCGCCUCCACCCUCGCGCCGCUGCUGCCCUGCAUCAACCCGCGCGCGGCGCGCAUCGCGCGGGUCAACGCGGCGCGCGGCGCGAACCAGCUGGUGGGAUUCGCGAACGCGCAGAUCGAGAGCGGCAACGCGGCGCUGGGGGGGCUCUCGCGCAUGCUGCGCUCCGCCGGGCUCUUGGAGUCCAGCGCUCCGAGGGGAAGCGAUGCCAGUGGCGCGGGUGGUGGCGGAACGGCUGUGGCGAGCAGUGCGGUGGACGGGGCAGGAGGGGCUGCGCGCGCAGGGGUGCUGAGAGGGCGAGGGUCGAGCAUGGGAAUGGUUAGCAGCAGCAGCGUUGCGGAGGCGGGUUCAGGAGGAGGGAAUAGUGGAGCUGCUGUGCCUGACGCAGUGGCACGCACAGAGCAGAGCAGCACCGCCUUGAGCCCUGGCAGCAGCAGCAGCAGCAGCAACAGCAGCAGUGGCGGGGAUCGUGUGAUUCCACUGCUGUGCCCGGUGUUCAACGAGAGCAGCAACCUCGCUCCCGCUGUGUGCCCUGCCGGAUACGGUUCCGUACGCUCCUUUGAACAGGACUACGCGGCAUACCACUGUGAGUCGGAGAACCCUGUAAUCUGUGUGCGGCGAGGCACGCCCAUCCCCAACUCCUCAUACCACCUGCUUGCCAGUGCUGCUGCUGCCACCGCCAGCGUGGCAGACCUGGUGCCCGACAUGUACGACCUGGCCACGUGUCAAUUCCUCGUUGACCUCUUCCAGGACCUCUCCUCCAGCCCGCAGGGCUGCUAUGGAGCCAAGAGCAAGGUGCAAUUGGAGUGGGUGGCGUUUAUUCUGGCCAAGGGAACACGGCGGCGACAGCAGUGCUCGCUCACACUCUCCCCCCUCGAGUCGAGGAGGCCGCACCGCUCGACUCCAGCAGCUAUUUUGCUGGGGAAGUCGCUCAUGUGGAGAAAUAAAUUCACAGGAGGCGGCAUGGUUCCGGUGGCGCCAGGCUCGCGCCAGUUCAACGGGCGAGUGACGGCGUACGUCAUCCUCUCCAGCCUCGUGGCAGCGAGCGGCGGGCUGCUAUUCGGCUAUGACAUCGGCAUCACAGGCGGAGUGACAAACAUGGAUGGCUUCCUGGAGGCCUUUUUCCCCGCGGUGCUCACCAAGAAGCUGUCGGUGCACGAGAACUCGUGGUGCAAGUUCGACUCGCAGCUGCUGCAGCUCUUCACGUCCUCUCUCUUCAUCGCCGGCAUCUUCGGUGGGCUCAUCGCGUCCGUCACCACGUCGCGCUUCGGCAGGGUGCGCACGAUGCUGGUGGGCGGCAUCUUCUUCCUCCUCGGUGCCGCGCUCACGGGAUCAGCCGUCAACAUCGAGAUGCUCGUGCUCGGUCGAGUGCUGCUCGGGCUCGGCGUCGGCUCCGCCAACCAGGCCGUACCUCUGUAUCUCUCGGAAAUGGCGCCGGCGCAGCUGCGCGGCGCGCUGAACAUGAUGUUUCAGAUGGCGACAACGCUGGGCAUCGUGGGCGGGCAGCUCAUCAACUACGGCACGGCGCACCUCCACCCCUGGGGCUGGCGCCUCUCGCUCGCGCUCGCCGCCGUACCUGCCGCCGUGCUGACGGCGGGCGGCUUGUUCCUCCCGGACACGCCCAACAGCCUCGUGGAGCGCGGCCAUGCAACCCGCGGCCGCCAAGUGCUGCAGCGGAUUCGUGGCGUUGAAGUGGACGUGCAGGUGAGUGCCAGAGUCCACCGAAUAUCUUCUAGGAUGCUCAGAUCCGCUGGCCGCACGGAAUAUCUAACGAUAGCUUUGCGCGCGCAGGAGGAGUUCGACGAGAUUCAACGCGCGUGCCACGCCUCGAAGACGGUCAAGGCCCCAUUCUUCGCCAUCUUCCGCCGGAAAUACCGACCCGAGCUUACGUGGGCGAUCUUGAUCCCGGUGUUCCAGCAGUUGACGGGCAUCAACGCCAUCAUGUUCUACGUCACGCCGCUCUUCCAGUCGCUCGGCUUCGGCGACAGCGCGUCGCUGCUCACCACCGUCAUCACGGGCGCCGUCAACGUCGUGGCCACGCUCGUCUCCAUCCUCACCGUCGACCGCUUCGGCCGCAAGUCGCUCUUCCUCGUCGGCGGCGUGCAGAUGGUCCUCGCGCAGGUAGCGAUCGGCGUGUUGCUGGGCACGACGUACGCGAGCGGGACGGGCAGCCUGUCGAGCGGGUACGCGACGGCCGUGGUGGUGGUGAUCUGCGUGUACGUGGCGGGCUUCGCGUGGUCGUGGGGGCCGCUGGGGUGGCUGGUGCCGUCGGAGAUCCAGCCGCUGGAGACGCGGUCGGCGGGGCAGAGCAUCACGGUGGCCGUCAACUUCAUCUUCACCUUCGCCGUCGGCCAGGCCUUCCUCUCCAUGCUCUGCCACUUCAAGUUUGGGAUCUUCCUCUUCUUCGCGGCGUGGGUGGUGGUGAUGACAAUCUGCGUGAUGCUCUUCCUGCCCGAGACCAAGGGCGUACCCAUCGAGGAGAUGGCGGGCGUGUGGCAGCGCCACUGGUUCUGGAAGCGGGUGGUGCCUGCUGCCGAGUCGGAAGGGGCAGCUAUCAAGGCAGAAAAAGGAGACAAGAAUCAGUCUGUCAGUGCAAGCAGCAAUGGCGCCAUGGAGGAGAAGGCACUUGUCUCGGGUGUCUGA